Messenger RNA from Colius striatus (speckled mousebird), 4040 nucleotides. It is a transcript of the gene GOLIM4, whose product is annotated as golgi integral membrane protein 4. The record is from RefSeq and is a predicted model, not a curated record. NCBI's taxonomy places the organism in Eukaryota, Metazoa, Chordata, Aves, Coliiformes, Coliidae. Gene Ontology annotation, cellular component: Golgi membrane; Golgi apparatus. The coding region runs from base 243 to 2333 and encodes 696 amino acids. The transcript has 16 exons.
GCCGCGCCCCGACGCGCGGGGACCGCACGCAGGGGGACGCCGCCCGGGGCGUCGCGGCCGCGGUGGCGGCCAGGGGCUGAGGCUCUCGGCCGGCCCCUCCCUCCCGCCGUCCUUCCCGCCCUCCUCCUCCUCCUCCCGGCGCGGGCCCGGGGCCUCCGAUGUCGCCGCCUCGUCGUCCGCCGCCUCCAGCUGCCCGCUGCUGAGCCGUGAGGGGCGGAGGCCCUCGGGAUCCCACUGGGGACAUGGGCAACGGAAUGUGCUCACGAAAGCAGAAGCGGAUUUUCCAGAGCCUCUUGCUUUUGACUGUGGUGUUCGGCUUCCUCUACGGGGCGAUGCUCUACUACGAGCUGCAGGGCCAGCUGAGGAAGGCUGAGGCCACGGCGCUCAAGUACCAGCAGCAUCAAGAGUCCCUCUCAGCUCAGUUACAAGUUGUGUAUGAGCACAGGUCAAGAUUAGAAAAGUCAUUACAAAAGGAAAGGCUUGAACAUAAGAAAGCAAAAGAAGAUUUUCUUGUUUAUAAACUAGAAGCACAGGAAACUCUAAAUAAAGGAAGGCAAGACUCAAACAGCCGAUACAGUGCGCUGAGUGUACAACACCAGAUGCUGAAGAGUCAACAUGAAGAACUAAAGAAACAGCAUGCUGACCUUGAGGAAGAUCACCGAAAACAAGGAGAAGAGUUUAGCAGAACAUUCAGUGAUCACAAGGAGCGAUACUUACAGCUGCAGCAGGAAAAAGAGCAGGAGAUCUCUAAGCUGAAGGAAUCCCUGUAUAACUUACGAGAGGAGAACAGACAGUUGAGAAAAGCUCACCAAGACAUUCACACCCAGCUACAAGAUGUCAAGCAACAGCAUAAGAACUUACUGUCCCAACACAACCAGCUUGUAGUGACAUUGGAAGACCACAAGAGUGCACUAGCAGCUGCUCAGUCCCAGGUGGAGGAAUACAAACAGCUGAAGGACACACUCAACAACAUACCAAGUUUCCGACAGCCCCAGAAGUUAGAAGGACCAAACCAGGAAGCAGAGGUGCGAGCACCAUCUCCCCGCAGCGACCUCCCAAUGCACCAUGAAGCUGUGGCUGAGGAGCAUGAAGAGGGUGAGAAGCCAAAAGAGAGAGAAGAAAUAAUUACCCAGGAAAAAGAGAGAGCUGAGCCUUUUCACCUGCAAAGGAGGGCUAAGGAGGGCCAGCAUGCCAAAGAACUAAAUAUUCAGGAGCAACAAGAAGCAGGAGAGGAUGAUGAGCAACAUGUCGAUCAGGUUGAAGAGGAACGCAAGAAAGAAUUUGCAGAGGAAGAAAUGGAGCAGGCAGGUCAACCUGAGCACUUGGAGGAGGAACAGGAUCAGGUACCAGAAGAGCAUGAGUGGAAAAAACAGGAACAGAAGGAAGAAGAAACCAACAUGUUGGGUGAUCAUCUUCCUUCAGAGAUAACACCAACGAAAGCUGUAACAAAAAGACAUAAGUCAGCUUAUGAACAACAACUGGAGCAGCAACAUCUUGCAGCCCGAAGAGCAGAGGAAGCCAAUCAGCUGCGAGAACGUCAGGAAUCCCUGCGCCAGCAACGCCUGCGAGAGCAGCUGCUACGGCAGCAACAGCUGCAGGAGAAGGAGCUUCAGCUGCAGAAACAGGCACAGCAAGGAGAAAACCUCUACAAAAACAGGCUAAGCCAGCAGGCUCAUUAUGGUAACAUGGACCAUGAUAUUGUACAAGGAGAAGAGCAAGGCAUCCAGGAAGAGGAAGGAGCUUAUGAACGUGACAACCAGCGCCAGGAUGAAGGUGAAGAUGAAGAUCAAAAUAAUGCAAAUGAACAGCAAGAACCAGAACAUCAAGUAGGAAAUCAGCAGGCUGAUGAAUCAUUACAGAAGGCAGGCAUGGAAGAUGUGAAUCCUGCUGAUGACCCCAACAAUCAGGGAGAAGAUGAAUUUGAGGAAGCUGAGCAAGAGAGAGAAGAAAAUCUACCAGAUGAAAAUGAAAAGCACAAAGAAAUCGAUCAGAAACUGGGACAUCCAGGACUGGAAGAGCACCUCGUGAUGGCAGGAAAUCCCGACCAGCAGGAAGAUAAUGUGGAUGAACAGUACCAGGAAGAGGGAGAGGAGGAGAUCCAGGAAGACUUGACUGAAGAGAAGAAACGGGAACUGGAACACAAUGCUGAAGAGCCAUAUGGUGAAAAUGACGACAAUGCAGAUGAUAAGAAUAAUGGAGGGGCAGAUCAAGAGCAAGAAAUGCAGGAAGAGAACAACCAGAAGGACGAUCAUGAAGAAAACUAUGAGGAGGAGGAAGAGGAGGAGGACGGCAGAGCUGCUGCAGCAAAGACUCGCAGACGAGGGGAGAUGUAAUUCUCUUUUCCUUUUUUUAAGCACACCAGUUCCUGUGUGGUUUUUUUAAAAACAGACAAAAGCCAACACCUUUUGUAGGAUCUUUCAUUUCCAAAAACAUUUGUGUUCUACACUUGUUACUUUUCUAGUAGCCGCUCUCCUGCGUUUGUAUGGAUACGGUAUUUUGAUACUCUAGGAUUAGGAUUUCUUUUCUAUUAAAGCUGUACAUAAACAGACAUCAAACAGGUUGAAUGAUUUUGUAAUCCUGGGCAGAUUUUCUAAAGGCCAUUUUUGGAAUACAAUUUCACCUUGUCCAACGAGAGACGUUUGGUCUAAUUUCAGAUACACUCGACAUCUGAGGGAAGAUACCCAGUGCCUAAAGCCAGUCGGCAUGAGUCCCUCCAUCUCUGUCUUGGCAGAAGGUGUGGGACUAAAGCCUGGCCCCACUGCCCUCUGAGACACAGGCUGCAGUUUCAUUGAGAUUCAUGAGAUUCUUCACUCUCUCAAAGAUAAGCACAUGCCUAGCUCUCUGCAGGACCAGGCCUUUCUGAGGUGCACAACUCUUAUAAAAUAUGCAAGUCUUACAAGCCUUCAAUAUACUGCCAGGCCAGCGGCUGUUAAUUUGGGCAGCUGUUUAUACACAGGUAAAUUAUGCAUUUAUUGUAAUGAGCAUACCUAGGUACUUAAUUACAUGCACUACAUAGCAGAUCAUGCAAAUAGGGCUACGCUGAGAUGAGAUGCGAGCUAGAAAUCAAUUUAGACUCGAAGAGCCAUUACUCCAAAUCAAAACACUACAGCUGUCACAUGCCUGAAGAUACACAGGGGGAACAUUUUUGUUGUCCUAGUUAAGACACAAAAUCUUUGACUGGAGGAGUGUCAUUACGUGGCCUCAGCGACACGCUUCCUGGAGACUCUAGUUCAGGCACGUGAACUGAGUGGAUGUGAUUGAGGCAAGAUGUUGAGUAAGGCCUUUGCCUUCUUUUACUUAUUUAUUUUUAAAUCUAUGUUCUAAGAAUUUCUGCAUCCCUGGUGCAAACAAGAAAAUCAGAGUACAGACCAAUCCUGUUUGAAUAGCAAACAUCUCUAGCACUGCAUGCCAAAGGGUGAGGGGGGUGGGGGGAACCACACAAGAGUUGUGCCUUGGGGAGGCUCCUGGGGACAUCAUUACAGUGCAUGACUAUAUACAACAUUUGUAUUGGGAUACACCCCACUUAUUUAAUGGAUGUUCAAAGGAGAAGGGGAAUCUGGAUUUCCCAGGUGCUGCCUCAUUGCUGGAAAUGAGGCACACAGCAGCUCCCCAUGAGGGGCUGUGGGAAUAUAUAAGGAGAGGGUUUGGGAUUUUUCCCCUUUUUGUAGUAGUGAUGCUCAGCAAGGGUUUUAGUUAAGCUUUAUCUGAAUGUAAUUUAAUUCUUGUUUUUAUUACUAACUCCUGUUCUGUUCAUAGUUGGUUUCCAUUCUUUGCAAUCACAGACACAUAGUGCUUAUGGUUCAGAGGAAUAUUUUUGUCAGCUAUUAUUUUGGGGGUUUUAGUUGCCAUAAAUCAGAUUUACCUUAUGUAUAAAAAAGUUUACAUAACACUGUAAAAUGUAUAAUAUGUACAUAAUCUUCAGAAUACAAUAUUUUGGUAAAUUGGCCUGUAUUUUUAAUGGCACAGGUGCAGUAUUUAAUUAUUUGAGGCAUAAUAAGACUUGACUGCAGUCAAUAAACCAGAAAAUAGUUACCCAUCUU